AAUCCACUAGUUCAUUUUUAAAGUGGUUCCUGGUCUCAGCCCUUUCCAUUCUACCCAUAAUCCCAAAUCCCUACCGGAAUUUGUGAGUAGAUAGGAUGGAACAGGUCCCUAGGCAGAGAGCGAGCCAGUGCUUGGAAACUAGGGCUAGACUGUUCGGGGUCAUCAGUGAGUGUGACUGCCCAUCCAUGUUAGGCCUGGCAUAUGUGCUGGACUUAGGAUGUUUACUGUCUUGUGUUCCUGGAUCCAGGCUAGUGGGGAUUCCAGGAGCUUCUUUAUCCAGCCAAUAAGUGUUAGGUACUUGCUCUGUUCUUUACUCUGGACAGUGCUGAGGACACAGCAUGACCAGGGUGGUCCUGGACCCUGCCCUCAUGGGGCUCCCAGUCCAGAGGUAACAGGGACCUGUCAUGGAAGGGUGACAACACCAGGGUCAGCUGUGAGGGUGAGGGCUUCCUGGAGAAGGGGAAAUUUCUUAAAAUAGGAAUAAGCUAGAGUAAAAGAUUCUCAGCACCCCACAGCCUAUCCUCCUCCAGCAACUUGAGUCAUUUCUUCAUCCCCUCUGGGCACACUGUGCUCCUCACCCCAAUGCUGUAGCACAUGAAUGGCCAGUUCAGCCUCAUCUCUUCCCUCAGGAACUAUCACAGAGCUUUGUGAAGGGGACACAGGCUACAAAAAGGGAGGAAGAGGUUGACUUUUUAAGGUCAGGUGUGAGGUAUAUGAACAUGAGAUGGAGCCAAGGUUGGUAGCUAUGGGAUAAAAGGGAGGCUAGGGUGGCCUUUCCUGUUCAGUGAGGGCCUCGGAUCUUGUAGUCAGCAAGUCCCCUUCCCUGUAGAUCCAUGUGCUGGGCAACAGUGCCCUCUGCUGGCCCUUCCUGGCAAUGUCUAAGGGUAGUUAGUCCCCACCUUUUCUCCGGAUCCUUCAUCAUGGGGAGUUACUCCUCUGCUUUUGGCCACCAGUGUCUAUUUUACUGCAUCAACCUCCUCACAGAUCUCCCUUACCUCCAGUGCCUUACUCUACCAACUCCCCACAGGAUAAGGGAGCUCAAGCUACUUAAUAUGGCUAAUGAGGCCCACAUGCCUGGCCCCUGGUGACCUCACUGGCAUUUUCUCUUUCAAAUUUCAGAUCAGUGGUUUGUUCUGGGGGGGGGGGGGUGUCACAAAUCCCUUUUAAAAUCUAAAUACCAUGAACUACCUUGUAAAUGCAUGUGUUCACAGUAUUUUGCAUAGAUUCUUGAGAUUCUCAAAUCCUUGCAGUCCAAUCUUGGCCUUCAAGUGAGAACUCCUUUCCUAUUCCCUGACCAUACUGAAGUCCUUGCAACAAACAGAACUAUCCAUGCCUGUCUACCCUCCCACCUGAGACCCUUUCUCUACCUCCCUUCCUCUUAUCCUGAUUCUCACUCAUCCUUCAGGUCUCAGUUUAGGUGUCCUCCCAGAAAGGAGCCUUCCCUGACCCUCCAGGAUUAGGUGGGCAGCUCCCUUAGCCCCGUAGGUCCAUCAGAGCCCUAGCCAUUCAGGGUGGUCACUGGUAACACUUGAAUGUGAGUUCCUACCCAUCACCUAGGGCAACUCCGGACCAGGGUCUCCCCUCCACAUCUGCAGAUUCUCUAGAUCCUGGAAACACAAAGUAGGAAAUUCACUCUCUGGUCUCACCACCUAUCAGGCUAACCAGGGACUGGGUGUGAUGACAAAAGCAAGAGACACGGCAUAGUGAAUACUCUUUGAAGAAAUAAGAGGAUAGAAUGGGGUACAAGCUAGACAAGCCCUCAGACGCCCUGAAGGUGGUCAUUCAAACCAUUCAUCCCCAAAUUAAGCACGUGGGCCUCUGGAAUCACAGCAGUGCACAGGUUGAACAACGAUUCAGAUCCCUCCGGAUAUUGCAGUUUCUUAGUGGUUCGGGUUGGGGGCGGGCGUUAGAGCCGAUCUGACCCUGACACCCUUUUCCUUCCUGGUCGUGUAAGGGCGGGACCGGACAGAGGCACGCAUGCGCAUAGGAAGGUCCGUCUUCGUCCCGGAACUUUGGUUCCAGGCGCGGCGGGGCACCGGUGACCCCCGGGAAUGCGCUUGGCCGGAAGUGGCCGCUGACGACCUGGGGCCAGGGUUGGCGUGAGGAUCCUGCUGUGGCGGUUAACAGGUCGUAGAGAAUCAGAAUGGAGGCCAUGGCGACCGCGGCAGGGGCGAGGGAGCCCGGUGAAGGCUGUGAGGAGCCCAGUCCUGGGCACUGGGGGGAGCUGAGCUGCACGCCGGUCGCAUCCAGACCCCAGGACAAGGUGGAAGCAGUAGAGGGAGCACCCAGGGCCCCGGAUGGUGAAGACGCCCCGGAGGCCAAGAACGCGGCGGUGAGCGCCAUGCUGCGCGCUGUGGCUGCCAGCCGCCUGCCCGUGUGCAGCCAGCAGCAGGGCGAGCCCGACCUGACCGAGCGCGAGAAGGUGGCCAUCCUGGGCCAGCUGUACCACGAGAAGCCGCUCGUGUUCCUGGAGCGCUUCCGCACGGGCCUCCGCGAGGAGCACCUACCUUGCUUUGGGCACUUGCGUGGUGACCACCGCGCGGACUUCUACUGUGCCGAGGUGGCCCGGCAAGGCACUGCCCGACCUCGCGCCCUGCGCACCCGCCUGCGUAACCGGCGCUACGCCGCCCUGCGGGAACUCAUCCAAGGGGGCGAGUACUUCAGCGAUGAGCAGAUGCGGUUCCGGGCCCCGCUGCUCUAUGAGCAGUACAUCGGGCAGUACCUGACCCAGGAGGAGCUCAGUGCUCGCGCCCCGGCCCACCAGCCGCCCAAGCCCGGCACGCCUGCCUGCCCGCUCUCCGACCUGCUGCUCCAGUCCUACCAGGAGCGGGAGCUGCAGCAGCGACUGCUCCAGCAGCAGGAGGAGGAGGAAGCCUGCUUGGAGGAGGAGGAAGAGGAGGAGGACAGCGAUGAGGAAGACCAGAGGCCCGGCAAAGACUCGGAGGCCUGGGUCCCCGACUCGGAAGAGAGACUGAUCCUGCGGGAAGAGUUCACCAGCCGGAUGCACCAGCGCUUCCUGGACGGCAAGGAUGGGGACUUUGACUACAGCACUGUGGAUGACAACCCUGACUUCGACAACCUGGACAUCGUGGCCCGGGAUGAGGAGGAGAGGUACUUCGACGAGGAGGAGCCUGAGGAUGCGCCCAGCCCAGAGCUGGACAGGGACUGAUGGCUGCCCGCCCCGCCCCCCCACCACAGCAAGGCCACUGAUUACAGGCCAGCUCAGUGACUUUCUCUAGGGGACAGCAGGGCAGUCACCCCACACCACCAGCCUCGCUGAGUCUGGUCCCAUCUCAGCAGCCCCCUUCCCCACUGUGCCUGGAGCUAGCUCCCUACCUUCUCCCUCGAACCCUGAGUCUCUUUCUCCUAUUAUCUCUCGGUCUCUUUCUCCCCCUCCUUUCUGUGUCUCUGUCCCUCUCUCUGUACCUCCCUCUUUUUCUUCUCUGCCUGUCUCUUUCUCCCCCUCUCUCUGUGCCUUGGCCUCCAUCCCCAUGACAGGGCCCAGGAUGAACAUCCUCCCCUUGACCAAGGCCAGUGGGGCCCUUUGGAGUUGGAGCUGGAGCUGGCCAGGUUGACACGAGUGCACAGCUCGGUCGAGGCUGACCCAGGGCCCUAGAGUGGGCUCUGCUUCUCCCUCCUGGUCCCCGCCUGUUUUCCUCCGCCUCUAUUCUUGAAUCUCAGCCUCACGCUCGGGCCUCCUUGCCUGUGUUACAUUCCACCUCUCCUUCAGCCUCACAGGCUCGGCCUCUGUGCUGCGUCUGUCCCUCUCUCUGCCUUGCAGCCUUUAUCUCUGGGUUUCAGUGUUCCCCACAGGCCCUGGCUGCCCCCCAUCCUGGCAGCUGUGGGAUUACUGCUGAGCAAUCCAGCCUCACUGUGGGCAGUGGGGAGACCCUGAGGGUGGCCACCAGCUCUCACCUCUCCCUGAGGACCCAGGUUUGGGAGAUGUGGGCAGGGGCAACCCUGGGGAUUAUGGACCUACUAGCUUGGGUGCAGGGGGAGGAGGUGGUACAGGGAGAGGGGACUCUCCCAUCCCAGCCCCCUGGCCCCCCUCUGCUCAGCCACAAUUUUCCCUUCCUUCACUUCCUUCACCUCCCUCUCCCUCUCCUGUUUACACUCCCCAAAUACGCACAGGCUGUUAUCAUGGGUCCUGAGUCAUCCCACACACACACACACACACUUACAGCCUGCCCCAGCGUCCCUACCCCAAGCCGGCCACAGAGCCCGCCCCACGGAGCCCCCUGCCGCCCCAGGCUAAUGGGAGCCAGAUGGCCGCCUGGUGACUCAGCCACUGGCCUGUGGGAACCCAGGCGUCCUGUCUUCCCAUGCCCCCACACCCAGCUCAUGCUCCCCCAGUAGACAUACACAGAGAAAGGGCCAGCUGCUAGGGGAGGGAGGACCUGGGGACCCCUCAGUCUGUGAGCUAGAAUGGUGGCAUCCUGCCAUGGCCAAGCCGGAGGAACCCUCUAAACUGCCUCAUCCAGCAUGUGGCCCAGAAUGAAGGGGAGACCCCAAGGCUUCCUGGGGCCACAGCUCUUGACCCCCAGGCCUUGGCUGUGCCCUCUGGGUCAACCAGAAUUAGAGCCAGACAUGAAAAGUGAGAGCUGGACAAAGGCCGAGGGACAUUCAGACAGAGAGACUAUUAAAUAGGGAAACUUCCGGUUACUGAGCAGUUCUAUCCUGUGCCAGGCCCCAGCAAAGUGCUUGGUGCACUGAAUCCUCCAGACAACCCCGAGAACCAGGGCCUCGGCUCUGUUCCAUAGGUGGGGCGCAAGAGGCCGGGAAAGAAGAUGUUAAUGUACUCAAUGCCAUGUGGCCAUCAGAGGUGGAAACCCAGGUGUAGAAUCACACAAGUCCUAGACACCACUCUGCUGGCCUGCCUGUCCACUAUCAGGGCCACACAGAGCAGACCGACACACAGACUUCCUCAGAUGGGAAGACUGAAGAAGAGUUAGCUGUGGAGGACGAUAGCAGCAGCUGACACCUCCGGGACCCGCCCAGUGCACUGAGCACCAUCCUGUACACGGACGUGGACAGAGGCAUCCUGAUGUUUAAUCAGUACUCGAAUCACUGAACCAUCCCAGCGGUCCCAUGUGGCACGGACUAUCAGUACCGCCAGUGCGUCUCCCAGGGGGCCCACGGCGGUCCAGCCAGCUAGACGCAUGCGAUUUGGGAAGAUGAAGAGGGCGAGGUGUCCUUCAGGCGUUUGUGUCCACGCUCUCAGGUUGUGAGAGCACUUUCAUAAUCCAGGUUUCAGCCCUAGGUGAUGUGCACAUUUUUCACCAGUCUAUCAUUUGAUCAUUAAAUUUGUUUGUGAUAUACUUUGCCAUACAUAAA
Messenger RNA from Camelus dromedarius (Arabian camel), 5334 nucleotides. RefSeq names its product coiled-coil domain containing 97 (gene CCDC97). NCBI's taxonomy places the organism in Eukaryota, Metazoa, Chordata, Mammalia, Artiodactyla, Camelidae. The record is from RefSeq and is a predicted model, not a curated record. The coding region runs from base 2144 to 3169 and encodes 341 amino acids. The transcript has 5 exons.